AUGACUUACACUCGUUCCAAUGAGCACGUCAUGUUUACAUACACUAUCAAUGAUAUUGCGCUAAAGCAGCCAGAUGACUGUGUUAUGGACUUUGGUAUAACUUUUGAUCGAUUGCUUACUUUUUGUACUCAUAUUGAGAAAGUUAUUUGUAAGGCUUUGAAGCUUCUCGGUUUUGUGAAAAGAAUUUCGGCUGAAUUUAAACUGCCCAGCUCUCUUGAGACGUUAUAUUGCUCUUUUGUUCGGUCUGUGUUGGAGUAUGGGGUAAUUGUUUGGGAUCCGUGCACAUUCGAUGGUAGUAGUCAACUGGAAAGAGUUCAGCGUAAAUUUUUGAAAUUUGCCGCUUUCGCAUUACGCAUUGAGUGA
Molecule: messenger RNA, 363 nt
Organism: Metopolophium dirhodum (rose-grain aphid)
Lineage: Eukaryota; Metazoa; Arthropoda; Insecta; Hemiptera; Aphididae
Exons: 1
Coding region: 1-363 (120 amino acids)
Source: RefSeq, a predicted model, not a curated record